Molecule: messenger RNA, 2040 nt
Organism: Pocillopora verrucosa
Lineage: Eukaryota; Metazoa; Cnidaria; Anthozoa; Scleractinia; Pocilloporidae
Product: arylsulfatase B-like
Source: RefSeq, a predicted model, not a curated record
GUAAGGGAAACCAAACGCAAACAAAAGACAGUUAAGUCCCAGUCCCGUGACAAUCAUGUGACAUUCCCUAGAGAGUUAUGUCAUUUCAAAUCCCCGUAACAUGUCUCUCGUGAGAAGUCUUGUUGCGUUUGCGUUCGCAUUUUUCGUGGCAGUGAGUCCACUGGAGGCAAAAAAGCGAAAAUCAUCUCCUCCGCACAUUUUGUUUAUGCUUGCUGAUGAUCUCGGGUGGAUCGACGUUGGAUUUCAUGGAUCAAAAAUCAACACUCCAACCAUUGACUCGUUGGCCAAAGAAGGGGUCAUACUCGACAAUUAUUAUGUUCAACCUGUUUGUACACCAGCCAGAGGAGCACUUAUGACUGGAAGGUAUCCCAUUCACACAGGACUUCAGCAUGAAGUGGUUCACCCCACAAAUCCAUUUGGAUUGCCAUUAGAUUUUCAGACCCUUCCAGAACAGCUAAAGAAAGUUGGUUACGCGACUCAUUUGGUUGGCAAGUGGCAUCUUGGUUUCUACAAAUGGCCUUAUGUUCCAACCAACCGUGGUUUUGACUCCGCUUAUGGAUUCUGGGAUGGUGCUGAAGAUCAUUAUGAUCACACGCGUGACAAAGUGGUUGAUUUUCGCAACGGAACCGAACCUGUUUUAGACCUGAACGGAAAAUAUGCAACAUUCGAAUAUGUCAAGAGGAUAGAGGAGAUUUUGGAUCAACAUGACCCAAAACAGCCCCUGUUCCUGUACAUGGCCUUCCAGAAUGUUCAUAAUCCCAUCCAGGCACCAGACCAGUAUGUGGACAAAUUCUCGUUUAUUCAUCAAAAGAUGCGCCGAGUGCAUGCUGGAAUGGUCGCUGUACUGGACGAAGCUGUUGGCAACAUCACGAAAAUGUUUAAAAAGAAAGGGCUAUGGGAGAACACUUUAACAGUCUUCAGCACUGAUAAUGGUGGAGAACCUACGUUUGGCGGAUAUAACUGGCCUCUUAGAGGAACAAAACAUACCUUAUGGGAGGGAGGAGUGAGAGGUGCUGCUUUUGUCCAUGGAAAAAUGUUAGAAAAGACCGGUGUGAAAUGCGAAGGACUUCUACACAUCAGCGACUUCUUUCCUACUCUCAUCAACCUUGCAGGUGGUUCGUACGAUGCAAAACAUCCUAUCCCCAUUGAUGGCUUUGAUGUGUGGAGCACUUUGUCACGUGGAGAAGCUUCACCUCGAACAGAAAUCUUGCUUAACAUCGAUAAUCCACCAUCUGGGACAAGUAAAAUGUUGGGAGUCAACUGGCAAGGAAUGGCUCUUCGGAAGGGAAGCAUGAAGCUUUUGAUGAAUGUUAAAAAUAUCACCUGGUUUAAACCACCCGAGCUGGGCGGAGUUCCAGUUGAUGUUCUUUUGUCUAAAGGGUUUCUUAAAGAUGAGACAAAUGAAGAGAUUCUGGAGCAGUUGAGGAUCUAUUACAUGGGAAAUGCGGACCUUUUGGACGUUGUACUUUAUAACAUCACAGCUGAUCCCGAAGAGCGACACGACCUCAGCACCGAGUUACCUGAUGUUCUAAAGGAGAUGAAAGAUAGAAUGAAUUAUUACCUAAAGACUGCAGUUCCUGCCGCCUUCAAACCUGCUGACCCAAAUGCACUAAAAGAGGCUCGUAAGCAUGGCAUUUGGGGACCGUGGAUGUAGAUCGGAGCUGGUCGCAUCAAGCACGUCGAGAGUAAAGAGAGAGAAAACUGUUUUACUCAAAUAGGUAUUUUACAUUUGUAGAAUAUCAAAGGCAAACGUUGUUUUUCGUUACAAUUUUAUGGAUUCCAAGUCACUUUGUGAAUGGUAUCCCUAGUUUUACAAGCCAUUACAUUGUUAAUAGCACAAGUGAGUGAGUUUUAGCCACUGAUUUUUAAUAGCAUGUCUUAAAACAGGAUUAUCGACUGUAAAUGUAAUAAUGGUGGGGAAGACAAAAGUGACAAGUAAGAAUGAUUUCGGAGUCGCCUUAUUUUUUGACUAGCGGUAGCUACAAUCAAAUUUGUACUUUGAUGUAAUGGAAACCACAAUAAAUGCCUUUGUCUGAUUUA